CUCACGCGCCCUGAUCGGGGGCACCCUAACCAACAAGUGGUUUUGGUCCCCCGUCGCCAGCGCACACAUAAAAGGAUGGGGAGCAGCCGACACCUACGUUAGACGAGUUCUCGUAAGGUUUACUCCUGCUCCCCACAUCCCAAAACCCUAACCGAUCUGGGGGAGUGCUGCACGACGGGAAGAUCAUCUCCUAUCACUGCCCCUGUUCCAGGGCAGUGCCGGUGGCGCCCGGGGGGACGCCGCUACCCGCUGCGAACAUCUACCCCAAGCCUGCAUCACGCCUGCAUCGAGCAGGCAUGGGACUUCGCAUCGCCUACACCAAUGGCUUCUUCCAUUGGUGCUUCCGGUCCUCGUGGUCUCGAGAAUAUCGAACCACUCACGGGAAACAACUUCCAAACUUGGAAGGACUCGUUGCUUUUGCAUUUGGGUUGGCAUGAGGUUGACCUUGCACUAAUGGAAAGUAAACCAGUGGAACCUAAAAAGGAUGCCACUGGGUAUGCUGAGCUUAAGAAAGCCUACGACACUAAAGUUGAGAAGUGGGAGAGGUCCAAUAGAAUGGCACUCCUAAUUAUGAACUUCUCCAUCUCCACUGAGAUUAAAGGGGCUAUUCCCCCUAAUGAAAGUGCUGCCGAAUAUUUGAAAUCGGUGGAAGAACAAUUUAAAGGCUCAGAGAAAGUGUAUGCAGAUGAGCUUUUACACAAGCUGCUUGCAAAAUAUGAAGGAAAUGGAAAUGUGAGGGAGCACAUUUUGAGCAUGAGCAAUGCCGCGGCAAAGCUUAAAACCAUGAAGUGUGAAUUAAGCGAAGAGCUUCUUGUGCUCUAGUUUUUAGGUCACUACCCUCACAGUUCAAUCCAUUCAAGAUAAACUAUAAUUCUCUUGAAAUCAAAUGGAAACUACCUGAACUCAUUGCACAUUGCGUUCAGGAGGAAGAGAGAAUUAAGAGUGAACAGAAAGAUCAAGCUUUCCAUGUUAGUUCUGGGAAAAGGAAGCAUGAGAACCAUGCUCAUAACAAUAAUGUGCCCAACAAAAAGCAGUUUUUCAAAAAGAAUCCUCAAAGGCCUAAGCAAUGCAACGAGGCAAGUUGUUCACGUUCCGCUCCUCCAACGGCUAUUCCAGUUAAUCUUACAAAUGCCGCUGGAGAAAGACUUUGCAAUUUUUGCAAGCUGCCAAAUCAUGUCAAGGCGGAUUGUCCAGGUUUUCUUAAGUGGCUGAAUAAAAGGGGGAUUCCAUAUAAGCCACACCCUAAAGGGAACAAGAAAACUUAAUGUCGCGAAUGGGAAGGAGGCUGAAGUUGAAGCCGUGGGCUCCCUCACCUUGAAGUUGCACACUGGUUUCCUACUUCAGCUCAAGGACGUUCUUUAUGUGCCUACUUUGAGUAGGAAUUUGAUUUAAGUUUCAUGUUUAGAUGAUUUUGGUUUUCAUUGUACCUUCGGGGAGAAACAAUGUUUUUUAAAGUAUUGUAAUAAGGAUGUUGGUCUCGCCGUCCGACGAGGCAAACUUUAUAUGUUAAAUCUUUCCGGUUAUCCUAUGUGUGUGAAUCUCUGCGAAAUGAAUAUGAAUGAACGCCAUCAUAAAAAGAA
Molecule: messenger RNA, 1580 nt
Organism: Triticum aestivum (bread wheat)
Lineage: Eukaryota; Viridiplantae; Streptophyta; Magnoliopsida; Poales; Poaceae
Exons: 2
Coding region: 322-822 (166 amino acids)
Source: RefSeq, a predicted model, not a curated record